CAAAGUGUUAUAUUUUGAUUGUCAGGUAGAGUGACGCAUACUCCCGUAAAAGAACUGAAUCGAAAUAGUAAUUAUUUCACCAUUUUACGCGUAAUUAGUGAAUAAUCGUGGCACAGCGUUAUUAAGUUAGCAUUUAUUAGGAUUAUUGAAUAUCAAACAUGAGUUUUCUGGGGAAACUCUUUGGUGGGAAGAAGGAGGAAAAAGGGCCAUCCACACAUGAAGCGAUACAGAAAUUACGUGAGACGGAGGAGUUAUUGCUUAAAAAACAAGACUUUCUAGAGAAAAAGAUCGAUAUUGAAAUACAGACGGCUAGGAAAAACGGCACGAAGAACAAGCGGGCUGCGAUCGCCGCGUUAAAACGCAAGAAGCGCUAUGAGAAACAGCUGACCCAGAUUGAUGGAACCCUCACACAGAUCGAAGCGCAGCGCGAGGCGUUAGAAGGAGCCAACACUAACGCUCAAGUACUCAACACUAUGCGUGAGGCUGCCAACGCUAUGAAACUCGCGCACAAGGAUAUUGACGUCGAUAAGGUUCACGAUAUAAUGGACGACAUCGCGGAACAGCACGACAUCUCGCGGGAGAUCACAGACGCGAUCAGCAACAACGUCGCCUUCCCCAACGAUAUCGACGAGGACGAACUCGAGAGGGAGUUGGAGGAACUUGAACAGGAGGACCUGGAUAAGGAGAUGCUGGGCAUCAACGUGCCGACAGACAAGCUGCCCGAUGUGCCCACCUCCGAGCUGGUCCACGACAAGCCCAAGCCCAGCAAGUCCAAGCAGACCGAGGAAGACGAAGAAUUGGCACAGCUGCAGUCGUGGGCUACAUAAUCUCGCAAUCUUCCGUUCAUAUAAGUUGUACGUUUGUGAUAUUUUCUAGGUAUUGUAUAGCUAAACGUCUUGUGUGAGAUGUUUAUUAAGAAAACUAAAAAAUAUAAUAAAAACAUCAAGGCGAUACUAUCUCUUAUUGACUUACGGUGCUUGUAAAAACUUUAGCUUAUUUUGAAGUCGGGUAAAAAUAUAACAUCCUGUAUAUGCUGGCAUAAAAAGUCUUCUUCCAUUAAUUAUGUGCCACUUAAAGGCGGGAUUGACAAAGGAUAUUGUUAUGUGAUUGUAAUAAUAUGAGUGGCAAAUAAAAUAUAUUUUCUUCAUGAAUACAAAGGCAGUAUGAAUGAUAUGAAACUUAAAUCUAAGUACAUAUAUAAAGUUACAUAGGACGAUGAAUCGUUAACUAAACUAUGGGAAGGCGUGUCGCGUAAUUAAAGGAUGAUCCCUAAAACUGCUUUGAAAAGCCAAGAUCCCUUAUCCAUUCGAAACACAAGGUAUAUAAAAUGUAGGUUUUUGAGAAAUUGUAUUGAAUAUCGAUUGAAUUUCUUGUAUCUUCAGUACAAAUUAAUUAUCCAAAAUGUCUCCAAAACCACUGCAGCCUGUAUAAUAUUUCCACAGUUUUUUAAUAAACAUCUCGCACAAGCAAUUGUAUAAAUAUGUAUUUAAAACACGUCACCUAGAUUUCGCUUACGUAUUUGAAUAAUAAAAAACAAAUGUUUACUCUGCCUUAUAAUAUACAAUUUUAAUAUUUAGUCAAAAUAUUGAUGGAUAAUAAGAGCAAGCGGUCGUACGAUUUUAACGUUUAUUUUUUCUACUAAAAUUACCGGUUCUAAAUCAAAAUGUUUGAUUCAUUCGUAUUUCUUGGAUAUUAAUUUGAAAUCAAAAAAGUUUUAUUUCAAGUAGGCCUAUUUCAAUCAUCAAAUGUGUGUGUUGUGUGGUCAAUCACCAUGUUGUGUGGUUCAAACAUGUCUUAGGCGCAAAGCACACCAAUCUGGCGACCGAUGACUCGGAACGAAACGACCGCCCGACGGUUACGCCGUAGGAUGUAUUCAAGAAUGUACCUUAUUACGGUGCUCUUAAGUGCGAGAUUUAUAUGAAACGACAAUACCCGCGCCAUGAUCUUCCCAGGCGCCAGAUUGGUGUGCUUUGAGCCCUACUUAAAUGUAUAUUUUUGUUUGAUUUAAACAUAUUUGAUCAUUUAUGCACUUGGUUUGAGACAAACAAGAUUGAAGGUCCCUUGUUGUCUAGUAAGGUAAUAUGGUCGAGAAUCUUCGUCUUUUUUCUAAAAAUCGUUAUAAGUUGUUUUUUUUGUAUGGCUUGGCUUCUUAUAAUUAUUUGAAAACUUACUAUCUAUCGUGCUUUCAAAAAGAAUUUAUGUUAAAUUUAUUAAGUUUAUUGAAGUUUGACGGGUGAAAUUCAAUUUUGACGGUUGAAACUGAUUUGAACUGUUGAAAUUUGAAAUUCAAUUUCAGAGCGCGAAAUCAAUGUCAAGUGUAAAAUCUCGUUUGGUUGUAAGUAUUUACUGUGUCACUUGUUAAUUUUUAAAUGAUUUCAUUAUUUCUAUUUAUACGAAAAAGUCGAUAUAUGUAUUUGAAUUUAAAAAUAUAUGGAAAUAUCCGUUGCGUGAGGUUUGGUGCAAAAUAACUGAGUGUAGUCAAGCAGAUACCUUUAUGACCCUCGAAAACAGAAUUUAAAGUAAUAGGCAUUAGGUGCAUAAUUAUUUGAAUUAGAAAUUUAGAGUCAAAUUUUGUACCGGCCUCAUUGCUCAUUCUCGUUUAGCAGUUGAUUAUACUUAUGGUGUGAACGUACCCUUAUAAAUACAAAGCCAAAACAGUUGAUUCUUAUCUUAUGAAUUUCUAAACAUGUUGUCUGUAUUAUGUUUUAGUUAAGUAUGUGAUAAUUAUAGAUUUGAGAAUAGGUUAACCAUUACAAACGCUAAAAAAAAUAUCAAAAGGGGAGCCAAAUUGAUAAAGCUUUUGUAUAUAUGAGUAUUCUUGAAAUAUUAGAUAACUAAGGCCCGAUUUUUCAAUCGUCAGAUAAUUUUAAUAUUAUACUUAUAAUAAAUAUGGCCGUUUGAAAUAUUUUCGAUGCAAAAGCUGUCAACACGUCAAACAUAUUGGUCGAAUAAAAGUUAUCUGGCGAUUGAAAAAUCGGCCCUUAAUAAUAAUAACUUCAAAAACAAAAAAACAAUGCUCAGAAGAUAAUGGUCACUCUAUUCUCUUACCUAUAUUUAUAAGAACCGCACUAUUCUUAGGGUUGCCAGUCGCGAAGGCUGUUGUGUAAAAACAUUUUUUUUUCAAUUAUUAAUUUACAAAAAUGUUCAUAAAAAGUUUGCACGAUGAAAGUACUGGUUGUAGCAAAAGUAUUGAUUUACAACUUUUGUUAUGCAUUAAUUGUUAAUCAGAACUAGGUUUAGAUCUAACUAUCUGAAGCGUACAUUUUUUUAAGCUGUAACAUUGGUUCGAUAAUAUAUUUUAUUUUAAGAAA
Messenger RNA from Trichoplusia ni (cabbage looper), 3311 nucleotides. It is a transcript of the gene shrb, whose product is annotated as charged multivesicular body protein 4b. The transcript has 5 exons. The record is from RefSeq and is a predicted model, not a curated record. Bases 159 to 827 code for a protein of 222 amino acids. Gene Ontology annotation, cellular component: ESCRT III complex; multivesicular body; cytoplasmic side of plasma membrane. Lineage: Eukaryota; Metazoa; Arthropoda; Insecta; Lepidoptera; Noctuidae. Gene Ontology annotation, biological process: late endosome to vacuole transport via multivesicular body sorting pathway; vesicle budding from membrane.